AUGGCUUCCAAAACUCACUCUUCCCUUGCUCUUUUCCUCACACUCAACAUCCUCUUCUUCGCCCUUGUCUCUGCUUGUGGCACAUGCCCUGGCACAAACCCAAACCCAAACCCAAGGCCAAAGCAUAAGCCUGUCAAACCAAGCCCUUCAGGUGGAUAUGGUGGUCGAGGUGGUUCGGGAGGCUCUGGUGGUUCCGGUGGCUCAGGUGGUUCCGGUGGAUCUGGUGGUUCAGGAGGCUCUGGUGGUUCUGGUGCCUCAUGCCCCCGUGAUGCACUGAAACUAGGUGUAUGCGCCAAUGUGCUAAACGGGUUGGUGAACGCCACUUUGGGUCAACCACCAGUUACCCCUUGCUGCUCCCUUCUGGAUGGCCUCGUCGAUCUUGAGGCUGCAGUGUGUCUCUGCACUGCCCUUAGAGCAAACAUUUUGGGCAUCAAUCUCAACCUUCCCAUCUCACUCUCCUUGCUUCUCAACGUUUGCUCAAAACAGGCCCCACGUGAUUUCCAGUGUGCCUAA
This is a messenger RNA of Sphenostylis stenocarpa, 513 nucleotides long. The record is from the annotation of a GenBank genome assembly. NCBI's taxonomy places the organism in Eukaryota, Viridiplantae, Streptophyta, Magnoliopsida, Fabales, Fabaceae.